AUGGCAAAGAAAGUCGAACUCCAUGGGUAUGCGGAUGCAUCGGAUGCAGCUUACGGCGCUUGCAUCUACGUACGUCUUGUUUUGAACGAUGGAUCAUCGAGAAUGCAGUUGGUCUGUAGCAAGUCCAGAAUUCUACCGACUAAGAAGUCCAAACAAAAGGAGAUCACAACACCCCGAGCAGAACUGCUGGCUGCUCAAUUACUGGCCCGACUAGUGACACAACUACUUGAUCUACUGAAGCGAACUUUUGACUCCAUCGUCCUGUGGAGUGACUCCCAAAUCGUGCUCUGUUGGCUGCGUCGUUCUCCAGAAACAUUAUCAGUGUACGUCGGGAACCGAGUGCGAGAGAUACAGCAACUGACGAACACUCUUGAAUGGCGGUACAUCCCAUCGAAGGAGAACCCUGUGGAUGUCAUCUCCCGAGGUCUGUCACCAACAGGCCUUCAGACGUCUACUUUGUGGUGGAAUGGUCCGCCAAUAAUUCGAACCAAUCAUACUGAGUUGCUGAACCCGAUUUCCGAUGAUGAAUUACCGGAAUUGAGACGAGUCGCCCUACCUACUGUCAAUGAACACCCUCGAGUCGAACUAUUCAACCGAAUCAGCCGAUUUACCAUCAUGCAGCGGUCCAUGGCAUACGUGGUUCGCUUCUGUGACUACGUCAAGAAUAACAGGAAACGAUUGACCAAGGGAUCUCUAACAGUCGAUGAGAUUCAGCGGUCUACUACACUUAUGAUACGAUUGGUGCAAGCCGAAGCAUUUGACACCGAGCGUCGAAUGCUAACCAGUCCGGAACAAUUCCGGCAUCCCCUGCGACAUCUGAACCCAUUUGUAGACCCAAAAGACGGCAUUCUCCGAGUAGGUGGUCGUUUGAAGCACGCUGACAUACCAUACGAAAGCAAACAUCAAGCCUUAUUGCCGCAGAAGCAUCCAUUUACUGACGUUUUGUUGCGGCACCUUCAUCGUUCAAACAUGCAUAUUGGUCAACGAGGACUCCUAGGCAUUGUUCGUCAACAAUAUUGGCCUCUUCACGCAAAAACCCUGAUUCGCCGACUGAUACAUCAAUGCGUGCCAUGCUUCCGGAUGAAUCCCCGUCCGGCAACUCAACUGAUGGGCGAUCUCCCCGACUACCGUGUUCGACCAGCACCAGUAUUUGCAGAUACUGGCCUCGAUUUCGCGGGGCCCUUCAAAAUUCGUUCGAGUACAGCAACCCGUAAACCGCAGGAGACCAAGGGGUACGUCUGUGUCUUUGUGUGCAUGCAUACCAGGGCCUUGCACUUGGAAGCCGUCUCAAACUUGACCUCCGAAGCAUUCAUAGGCACUCUACAACGCUUCGUGAGUCGUCGUGGAAUUCCUCGUAACCUGUAUUCGGAUAAUGCCACCAACUUUGAAGGAGCGAACAACGAGAUGUGUCGACUAGCUGAGCUUUUCCGAAAUGAACACCAUCAAAAAACCUUGAGUGAUUACACAGCGAUGCGGGCAAUUGAAUGGCAUUUCAUUCCACCACGCAGCCCCCACUUCGGCGGUAUUUGGGAGGCCGGGGUAAAAUCGGUGAAAUUUCAUCUGAAACGAGUACUUGCUGAACACAAACUUUCCUACGAGGAGUUGGCAACGGUCCUUACACAAAUUGAAGCCAUCCUAAAUUCCCGUCCUCUUACGCCUACAUCAGAAGACCCCAACGAUAUUGGUGCUAUUACACCUGCACACUUUUUGAUCGGCCACGAACUCCAGGCGAUACCAGAACCCUCCUAUCAACACAUCUCUCAAGGUCGACUCUCAAGAUGGCAGUUUGUGCAGGACUUGAAGCAGAAGUUCUGGAACGUGUGGAUGAUCGACUAUCUUCACGAGUUGCAGCGUCGCCAGAAGGACUUCAAGGCUACGAAACUCAAGGUUGGCGCACUUGUCUUGGUUAUCGACGACAACACACCACCGCUUCAGUGGCUGCUUGCUCGAAUUACCGACCUGUAUCCUGGUCCUGAUAACGUCGUUCGUGUGGUCGGACUGCGGACACAAACCGGAACAACAAGGAGAGCAGUCAAGAAGAUUUGUUUGUUGCCCCUGGACAACGAGGAGGUCGAAGGAGAUUUGAAAUGA
Uranotaenia lowii is the source of this 2091-nucleotide messenger RNA. RefSeq lists its product as uncharacterized. The coding region runs from base 1 to 2091 and encodes 696 amino acids. Gene Ontology annotation, molecular function: nucleic acid binding. The transcript has a single exon. The record is from RefSeq and is a predicted model, not a curated record. Lineage: Eukaryota; Metazoa; Arthropoda; Insecta; Diptera; Culicidae. Gene Ontology annotation, biological process: DNA integration.